AAUCUUGGAGAGGCUUACUUGAUUUUUGAGUCAAACCAAUUGUGCCUCCAAUAAAUGCCAAACUUUGCCUUGCUCCCUGCAACACAGCAAUCGAGGAUGGAGGUGAAUUUGCUCCGACUAGAUCUAGGGUUGGCUCACUAUUCUACAAGCUAUUGUGCAAAGCGAAGGGGUGGCUUGACUCUGUUAUGGAAUGAUGAGCUUAACCUUCAAGUUUCCUCUUUCUCGCCAUUAAUAGAUCUAGGGUUGGCUUUGCUAUUCUGCGAGCAAUUGUGCAAAGAGAAGCCAUCUCACAUCGAUGUUGUAAUACUAGAUCCGGGUGGAUGUCAAUGGCCAUUAACAGGGUUUUCUAGCCAACCAAAGACGGUUUCUCCUCUGCUUUGGCUGCGUUUAGGCAACAUCAAUGCUACCUUGAGCAAAUCGGAAAAGGAGAAGGGCAUUCUCAUAUUUCGGUUAGGUUCUGCAUUGGGGGCCAUAGGCGGGUUUUGGUGUGAAGGGUCAAAUUUACAUGUUGUGAGGGAAGCUGAUGGGGUUCUGCAAGGGCAGUAUGGUCCUCAAGCUAGUAAAGGGGCUCUAGAUCCCUUAUUAACUUAUGGUAGCAAAGGCUUGAUGAGGAUUGGAAUAGAUGGGCACAUGUUUGGGUGCACUUGUAGACGAAUAGGGUGUUUGGUGACUGCACAGAGGAGGACCAUACCCCUACUCUUGCUGAUUAUUUUUUAAGAAUAGUUUGGAUGGCAACCUAUAGUUUGGGGACUGUUUAUUGCCAAAAUCCUUUACUCUCCCCAUGAAGCUAGUUAAUUAGGUGAGGACAUCCAGUAACUUCCAAUGCUCAUAGUGACUCUUCUUUCUACAUUAGUAGCCUUAUUUAGCCCAUACAACGAUUGCAAUUGCAAUCUCUAGUUGUAGAUGGUUCUCUUUAUUUAAUUAUCUAUAUUCGUUAUGAGCAUAAUUUAAAUCUGCUAUUAAGCUGUAAGUUAUGCUUUUGAUUUUGCUUUUUAGGCUCUUAUGCUUUAGGUUAUAUGUCAUGUGAUGAAGUUUUUUUACUGUACUUUCUUAUUAUUCAAUAUAUUUCUCCAUUUCUU
Molecule: messenger RNA, 1079 nt
Organism: Rubroshorea leprosula
Lineage: Eukaryota; Viridiplantae; Streptophyta; Magnoliopsida; Malvales; Dipterocarpaceae
Source: the annotation of a GenBank genome assembly